Verruconis gallopava is the source of this 2341-nucleotide messenger RNA. RefSeq lists its product as uncharacterized. NCBI's taxonomy places the organism in Eukaryota, Fungi, Ascomycota, Dothideomycetes, Venturiales, Sympoventuriaceae. Bases 328 to 1866 code for a protein of 512 amino acids. The record is from RefSeq and is a predicted model, not a curated record. Gene Ontology annotation, molecular function: protein binding. The transcript is spliced from 7 exons.
GUCCGGGUAACUCCUGUUGACGGCUGACAUCGGAUGGCGCAGACUGGACCAGAACCACGCCACGAUGACCUUAUACGCUAGUUCGACACUCUAAGUGCAUGAAAAAAACAAAGAUCUGAAUGUGGAAGAUGCUUUUCCAGUGAAGUUAAUGGAUUCUGUUGUGUGGAUCUGGCACGCAUUCGGUGUGGUCCUGAGACCUAAUACGGAUAACCGAACAAGAGCAAGGCAUGACGACAAACAAAGCGUCAACUGAGGACCAGCAUUAGGGAAAUGAGGUGGCUUAUCACGUUUUACACUCUGUAAAUUUUAGGUUCGAACAAAGGCACGAUGUCGCUGAGCCGCGCUCCAGAUGAGGUAAUUCAGAACAUCGCCAGCCAUCUGAGCGAUCAGGAUCUUGCCAGCCUACGUGCAUCCUGCAGGGCUGCACGUGCCGCCAUUGACGCUCACCCUUAUCACUUCUGGAUGUAUCGUUUCCGUGAACACUUCGACAUGCCUCGAUAUCCCUGCAGCCUUGAAGACCUCAGAGACAUCUACCAGGCUCGCCGCAAGGCCCUUCGCUCAGCUCCUCAUUUCGGAACCGGCAGGACUGCCCAGGAGAAUGAAUGCAUGAAGCAACUUAUCGACAUCGCUCUCGACGCGAACCCAGUCUCCAUCAACGAGUACGGCGUCCCAGACUGCAAGAAUUUCGAGGUCCUGGACCGCUUCAUCUUGACGACCAACAUCCUUCAAUCGAUUUUCCAGCGCAUUAUGUUCAACGGGAAGGCAGUGACGUUCAAGUACGGCAGAAAGAUUUCAAAAAAGGCCCGUAACGCAUCAGGCUUCGACAAUAGGAACGUGACUACUAUGCAACUCUUUCAGCUUAUCAUGACCCCUCGCUGCCUGAGCUUCUUCAUCCCAUAUCCCCGUGUCUACUCAUUUCCAGCCUCUCAGCGCGCCGUUUACAUGGAUCUGGUGUCUGCUCCUCUUUUUGGAGGAAAGUAUGGUCUCGAGGUCAACAUCGAGUGGGCCUUGCACGUCGUCAAUUUCUUCCGCUUCCACGUUCUUGGUAGAACUCCGGCCACUCUGUACUCGGCGUUCUCAGAUCUCGACGAGAAGUAUGAGGGCACCGAAAUGCCUCAAAUGUGGAAGCAGCGCUUGUCUAGCAAUGCUGGUACCACUCCACUUGGCACUCACUGGAAGGGUUCCUAUUCCUACAUUUCCGAAUUAGAUAUCAAGGAGCUCCGCUUGGACAAAUUUUUCGGCAACAGGGUGUACGAGGACCACAAUGUUGAUCUUGGCAAAAAAGGCAUUCAGGAGCUAGAGAUGAACUUUCCAGGCCGCCCGACUGUAUGGCCAGAGAUCUUUGAGAAGCAUCUUCACGGUGAUAGUUUCAUAGAGGGUGCAUUUCGCAAAGCCUACAUCGAAUGGAACGGCCCUUUUGCCAUGCGCAACACUCGCUCGACUGUUCCCAGCUUCCUUGGUCCUUUGGACGCUCAGCAACUGAAAUCUGUCUACUUCGAUGCACAUGGCUGGGAUGAUGAGAAUUUCUGGGGCUCCGGUUUUAUCAAUAUGCUACCAACCCAAAUGGGCAUUCCUGGUUUCAAGCGCAUCGUCAUGAUGAAGUACUUUCCAGAUUCCAACAAUCAAAUCGACAUGAGUGCUCUCUGGGCCUAUGAAGGCGUCGUAUUGCCAGGAGACCAGAUCAUUGUUGGACGCUGGUGGUCGCCAAACACCCCUAUCGACAGAAGCAAAGUGUAUUCCGGCCCAUUCAUCUUCUGGAAUACGGACUGCGGUGCCAAGUACCAACAGGCGCAGGUGCAAGCGGUUCUGGCAAAAUCGAAGGCAACCAAAGAUGACUCCGAUACCAGCUCAUCCUCCUACUCUUAACGACUCUGCCCUCAUUUUUAUGAUCUCAUACUCACAACCUCGCAGCUGCGGUAGAGCAGGAUGCACUAAGUUCUCGAGAGAGCUAAAUAGAUUACCGAAAACCUGCUUCUUUACAAUACUAUCGCAUCACCACCUGUGAUUCCCGCCAUGACGCUAAACACAGAAAACAAGAUGAGCAGCAUUCAAUACAAUCAAUAUGGUUAAUGUUAAUACAAGAGUCUGUCGCUUGUACAGACAAAAUAUCAUGCGAAUUCUCAGAACAAUUACGAGAGAUGACUUCAGCUCAGCGGGCAUCUGAGAUGUGGGUUGGAUGGGACGGACAGAACGAAUGAUGAGAACGAUAACGAUGAUAAUGAUGAUGACUGAUGGUCGUUCAGCGGUUUUCUACAAAAGAAAACAUGCGUAUGGAACUCGACAGGUAAAAAAUGAUAGCAUAAAUCAACAAUUGAGAAUAUAGCUGAAAGCGAUAUUCAUU